UAACACUAACCUUAAUCACACUGAUAAUCGUAUGCCUAUCCCUACAUUUAAAUUAAGACAAAAAUCACAUUUUUAGCAUAUACUUUGUGGCUGUGUUAUCUAUAGUGGAAACCCUGGCACUUUGCUGACUUGGGAGGUGACUGAACUGUCUUCGGUUUGUUGGGCAGAGAGGAACUUCACAGCUGCUACGGGUGUGGUUUUUAACGUGAUAAAUCUUAACGAAGAGAAUAGUGCAUAACAUCACUCACACACUGAACGAUUGAAUUAUAACUCAGAGGAAGAGGAGCAACAUAGCUCUGCGUCACAGUGGUUUAUUGAAUUUUGGUUCAUUGCAAAUUGGCAUCGGAAAUCGAUCUGCUCCGCGGUCUUCACAGCUGGAAUACUUUUGCUGAGGUUCCGUGACCCUUUUUCUUGGUCUAAAACGUGAACUUAACUGAUUUUAUUGACGCGCCCUCAAAAUAAAUUGUUGUUACUCAAAGUUUGUGUCCUCGUAAUGACAAACAAAUGACAUUUUUUCUGUCGGCUUGGAUAGAAUGUUCAAAAAUAGGCCUUAAACUUGGUUUACCAACGAGGAAACAUCUGGAAUAGAAAAGUGAAUUCGGACUAAAUUUAAUAAAUCAUUUGGAUGCUGGUUUGUGGGUGAAUCAAACUUAUUUUCCAGUCGUAUUUCUCAAAGAGGAAGUUGCAUUUCUCAACCCCACAACACUGGACUGGGAACUAUUUUUAAAAAAAAUAACUCACAGAAAUAGAGCCCUAAAUAGGCUACAUCAUUUUUGUGUGAUAUCGUUCCGAUAAACAGCAGUCCUGAAGCGUGCACUUGGAACCAUGGGGUGUACAGUGAGUCAGGAAGAUAAAGCCGCGGCCGAGAGGUCCAAAAUGAUUGACAAAAACCUUCGAGAAGAUGGAGAGAAGGCGGCGAGAGAAGUGAAACUGCUCCUUUUGGGUGCUGGAGAGUCAGGGAAGAGCACUAUUGUGAAACAGAUGAAGAUCAUCCAUGAGGAUGGCUACUCAGAAGAAGAGUGUAAACAGUACAGAGCUGUGGUCUACAGCAAUACCAUCCAGUCAAUCAUGGCCAUCAUCAAGGCAAUGGCUAACCUCAAGAUCGACUACGAAGAGGCCGCUCGAGCGGAUGAUGCCCGCCAGCUGUUUGCCCUCUCAGGGGCUGCUGAGGAGCAGGGCAUCCUGCCAGACGACCUGUCCAACGCCAUGCAGAGGCUGUGGGGCGACGGAGGGGUGCAGGGUUGCUUUACGCGCGCCCGCGAGUACCAGCUCAACGACUCGGCUGCCUACUACCUGAAUGAUCUAGAGAGGAUAGCCAAAGCAGACUACAUCCCCACACAGCAGGAUGUGUUGCGGACCAGAGUCAAGACCACCGGCAUCGUGGAGACACACUUCACCUUCAAAGACCUGCACUUUAAGAUGUUUGACGUGGGUGGCCAGCGUUCUGAGAGGAAGAAGUGGAUCCACUGCUUUGAGGGAGUCACAGCCAUCAUCUUCUGUGUGGCCAUGAGUGCCUAUGAUCUGGUGCUGGCUGAGGAUGAGGAGAUGAACCGGAUGCACGAGAGCAUGAAGUUAUUUGACUCCAUCUGCAACAACAAGUGGUUCACAGAGACCUCCAUCAUCCUGUUCCUCAACAAGAAGGACUUGUUUGAGAAGAAGAUCACCCACAGUCCCCUGACCAUCUGCUUCCCAGAGUACUCUGGUCCCAACAAAUUUGAAGAGGCACAGGCCUACAUCCAGACCAAGUUUGAGGACCUGAACAAGAAGAAGGACACCAAGGAGAUCUACAGCCACUUCACCCAAGCCACCGACACCAAGAACGUUCAGUUUGUCUUCGACGCCGUCACCGACGUCAUCAUCAAGAACAACCUGAAGGACUGUGGUCUCUUCUAGAGCGAAGCCUGAGGAAGAGUCAAGUCUUCCCUCAGAUUACUUGAACAGCUCUGAUGACCAGAAGGAAGGAUGGGGAAGACAGACUGCACUGGCCAACCACGAUUUCUGCUUUUAUCUGCUUUUUUUAAAGACACCUAAGAGACUGAGAACUCGGAGAGCCUUGCAGAAUUUCAACGAUUGCUGAUCCAGUUGCUCAUAAUUGUUAACUCUUUCAGCUAAGACCUUGAAUCAAACAUUUGUCUUUUUUGUUUUGUUUUUCUUUGUUUAUUUUCAAUUAUUCGAGGAGAAAAUUGAAAAGUUUUUAUUAAAUGCUUUCAUGUUACUUUACAAAAUCUAAUGUGCAAAUUCCAUUAAACUUUUAAUCACAUAAGGCAUAUUUUUUUAAAGAAGCACAGGCAUGAAUAGAGAAUAUGAAUCGAAAAAGGAGUGCUUUUUAAAAUAAUGUUUACAUAUGUUCCUCAUUCAUAGCCGAACCGCAUAUUGUUCAUGCAUGACACAAGAUAUAUUAGCUCUGUAAUCUGCACAGAAUAUUUUAACAUUCCUUUUAGAAAAUCGAAAUAAAAAAAUAUAGAAAAGUAAAAACGAAAAAAAAUCUUCACAACCAGGGGAAAGAAUAGCAAAGAUUCUAACUGAUAUUUAAAAUAUGUACUUAACAUUGUUAUUUUUUUAUAGUACCAUUUACAUAUAUUUUGCAGUAUGUUUGUGCCUACACUUCAGUUUACAACUGAUUCUUAGAUAUACCUUUUUCAGUACUGUUUGACCGACUGUAUGCACACAUUUUUCUUCCAUUUUCGUCAAACCAUCUUAAGGAUAAAUAGUUCAUACGGAAAUACAAAAUCUAAUUGAGAGAUAGCUUAGGGUUUGUGGUCAAUUUUUAAAUGCUUUAAAAGUCCUUAUGAUUAUUUAAUUUAAAUAAAAAUAGCACCUGACACACAUGCUUGUGUUUUCCUACACAUUGUUUAAUUCAUUUUCACAUACUAAUGGACAAGUUGUUCAUAUAAUACUACAAAUAUAGUUUUAUUCCACCAAACCAGAUCAUUAAAGGCUUGUUAGAACUAUUGGUGUAAUACAACCAAAAUAAAUCCUUAUCCCACAAUGGAGAAGAAAGCAGCCGAAAGGAAGAGAGACUAAAACCACUUUUAUUGUUAUUGCUGAGCAGAGCUAUGUGAGUACACACAGUAAUCUCUUGUGGAGAGGUCUACACAAACAUAACGGAGAAUCUGUCGGGACUGAACCUGAUGCAUAGGAUAAUGAGCAGCAAUAGUUCCGGUGUUUGGGUUUUCCGUCACUGGUUAUUUGGACAAAUCAUGAUUUUGCAGGUGUUAGCAUAUUUCGGGAGGGGGGGGGAUUUGGCCCGUAACUUAUAAAGAGAGAGGGUGGAGCUCAUUGUUCCGCACCUCGUUCUAGCAAAUCUUGAACUUCACAUUGACCUGUAAUUGAAAUCAAAAUUACGCUAAAAUGCCUGACUGCAAGCAUAUGAAUCCUCUUCAGGCAGGACCAGAUGGUGUAAACAGCAGAUAGAUGACUGCAGGUCGUUGAUGGUGGACGUCCCCUACAGCCAACGCUGUUAUCCUGUGGUAGAGUUGAACAGUUAACAGCAGCCUGAAACUAACCAAAAACAUGUUUUAGAUUUACUUCACAUUUAGGCCUGAAAACAUUGGAUGAAUUAUUAUAUUUUCAUUAAUUUUAGAAGAUUAUUUGUUUACUAUGAAUAUUAAAGCACCGCUUUUUCCUGGA
Molecule: messenger RNA, 3630 nt
Organism: Oncorhynchus kisutch (coho salmon)
Lineage: Eukaryota; Metazoa; Chordata; Actinopteri; Salmoniformes; Salmonidae
Product: guanine nucleotide-binding protein G(i) subunit alpha-2-like
Exons: 9
Coding region: 826-1893 (355 amino acids)
Biological process (GO): gamma-aminobutyric acid signaling pathway; G protein-coupled adenosine receptor signaling pathway; adenylate cyclase-inhibiting G protein-coupled receptor signaling pathway
Cellular component (GO): heterotrimeric G-protein complex; cytoplasm
Molecular function (GO): GTP binding; GTPase activity; G-protein beta/gamma-subunit complex binding
Source: RefSeq, a predicted model, not a curated record